AUGUGGAAGAAUUCAAUAUUCUUCUUACUGUUGUCUCUCUCUGCAACAUCAACGGUUUCCGGACAACAGCGACGAGUGAUUGAUCCAAUUCGCAAUGCUCUUGGCUUUUGGAGCCGUCUGCUUAAUCGUAUGGCACAGCCACGGUUACCAUCCGACGAUGAACUAAGGUUUACAAUAGACGAUUUUGACUUAGAUAAGUUAGAAAAACUUUUACGACAUGGAACUGAAGGACACAUUGGGGGACAAUUAGUCGAUAAACAGAAAGUUCAGCAGCUUCUUGCACCGUUGAAUGGUGUGACACCAAAACCUGCAACAUCUGCUGCUCCACCAAAUUCCACCACUAUAAAGGAGUCAUCAGUUAAUGCAGUAAAGCACAAGAAGACCCCAAACGUUCCCGAAGGUAUACCUGAAGCUGAUGAAUUUAACAGUACAAACGCCGAAAUGCUCUUGCAGCUGGCCAGAAAGGAAUUAGAUGAAAUAAAACUUGAAGAAGAAAAAAGUAAUAAUCAAACUGAACUAAGUAAGACAACAACAUCCGUAACAUUAUCGACGACAACUGUGCCUAACACUGUAACAAAUGCUACCUUGAACAUGCCUCAAUCAACAGUGCCUCAAAAUGCUCAGAACGGAAGUACAGAGAAUCAUCCUGUUUCUGCACUGAACAGUAACGAUAUUUCUGAGGACAAGAAAACAGUGUUGGCUGCUUCCUCAGAUGGAAAUAACGUUGCUGAUGAAGAAACAGAGGAAAAUCUUUAUUUUGAAAAAGAACUGCGCGCGCGAAUGAAACAUUUUGAAGAGGUAGAAAAUGCAUUGCUGAGUGAAUUAGGAAGUGGUGAAGAACCCGAGAGCACUUCUAAAAAGGACGGAAUUCUGGAGGCGGAUCCGUUGCCAGAAAUCACUGCAAAGUUGUCUCUUGACUCAAAACCAAGUAUGGAAAAUGGAAAAACUGCAAAUGAAAAUGUUCAAUUAGAAAAAAAAUCUGAUUCUGAAAACCAACAAGGAAAAAAGAGUGGGGAGAAUGAAGGAAUUGAAAGAAAGAGCUUUGAAAUAAAGAAGUCCGAUGAAACUGGAGAGGAAUCUGGGAAUAAAAUUGCAGAGAAUGAGAAUAACGCUAAAAGUACCAUAAUAAACGUUGGUAGCCAGAUUAAAACACCUCCUGCGCAGGAGUUUCCAGACGGAGAAGAAGAAGAUCCAGUAGUAGAAGAAGGUACUACGACAAGCAAACUAACCGAAACGACGGCUACAACAACUACAGAAGUUCCAACGACAAUUACAACACCUGACAAAACCACUACACUGCAGGCGACAACUUCAACGUCAACUACAGCAUCUGAGAAAACCACUACACUGCAGGCGACAACUUCAACAUCAACUACAACACUUGAAACCACUGUCCUCGUCAAUAAUGAUGUUAACGAACGAAAACAGCCAACUUCUGAGAUGAAAGACUUAACAGACGAGCAUGCAGCAUUAAAACCAGUUGAGAAGAUUGUUGAUGGUAUAGGACCACUAAUACUUCCGCUACUUGGAUACGGACAUGACGCUCCAAGAAAAUAUUAUCCAUAUUUACAACAUGGAGUUGAAAACAAUUUUGUUCGACCAGAAGGUAAGUCGCGUAAUGGGUUAGCAGAUUUUAAGGCGAUAGUUUCAGGAAACCUUGCUUUACUUCUAGUAAAAGGGAGAGCUUUCUCUGACCCAAAAUCUUUACCCGAAGAUAUAGUUGGUAUGGGUGCAGCAAUUGCUUCAGAAUUGGCUCGAAGCUAUGUGACUGAUCACCUCGUAAAUGUUGCUCAGGCCCGACACAUAACAUCACCAGUGUUAGCUAGUCUGCCCAACGCUGGAGUGGCGGCUGCCUCUCUCGCAAGACCGGUAAUAGCGUCAGCGGGAAGAACAUUCAAUACAGGUGGCUUGUCUUCAGCAGUGGGCACCUCAUAUCCUGGGAUACCUGUUUUUCGCAAUCGUUACGAGCAAUAUAUUCCGCCACAAACGUACCGCCAGAACAGUAUCUCAGAUUCCACAACAACAUAUCACUGGCCAAGCAUGAUGGCUUCGGAUCAGAGAGUGAUUCGUGUGCCGCAAAGAUCUCUCGCUAAUUCUCCUUCUCGUGUGGGCAAUGGAUAUAUACCUUCGUCAAGGUCCAAUGCAGCAGUGCUAAAUUUGCGUCGUCCAGAAACGGUUACUUCUAUCGGUAAAGUAGAUUAUACUAGAACGCAAGAACCAGUUGGUGCUGAACGAAAAUAUCAGCACGAAUAUAUGAAAAACCAACAAACUGCUAAAAGUAUGGGUAGCAUUCCAUUCCAUAAACGGUAUGUCCCAAAUCCAUCGCAGUUUCGUCAAAAGGUUAUGUUACCUUUCCAAGCGCCUACACCUAGCUUUUCAUCGCCAGCAUACUCGCCUAUGAUGCCCGUACAUGAUUCUGCUAACGCUUUGUAUAACGGUAAUUAUAAUUUAAAUAAUGGUUUCCCACAAUUACAAAGUCCAACCGUGCUCAGAAGCGACAAGCCGAUCCCACUGAUUGACCCACCACAGGACGGUCUAUUGUCGCCAAGGAUGGCUGAAAAGAUAGCUGCCAGUGUUGCUGCAGCGUUACCUGGUUAUACUGAUAUUUAUGAAGCAAGCGGCAGGACUGAGAGCAGAACUCCAGAAAAAAAUGAUGAAACAGUGCAAGAAUUCGGUAAAAAAAGCGUUUUUCUUGGAGAUUCUGGCAUAAUGGCAGGAACACCAAACAGUGGACCAACUGACGGCUUUCCGGAAAGUCUUUUUUCGCUGAAGGGCAAUUCGAUUUCAAUAUCCGGAAACAAUGCAGAUCCUAAGUUACGCUUGUAG
Molecule: messenger RNA, 2826 nt
Organism: Enterobius vermicularis (human pinworm)
Lineage: Eukaryota; Metazoa; Nematoda; Chromadorea; Rhabditida; Oxyuridae
Source: the annotation of a GenBank genome assembly